Petromyzon marinus (sea lamprey) is the source of this 4843-nucleotide messenger RNA. Its product is annotated as pre-B-cell leukemia transcription factor 1-like. NCBI's taxonomy places the organism in Eukaryota, Metazoa, Chordata, Hyperoartia, Petromyzontiformes, Petromyzontidae. Gene Ontology annotation, molecular function: DNA-binding transcription factor activity, RNA polymerase II-specific; DNA binding. The record is from RefSeq and is a predicted model, not a curated record. Gene Ontology annotation, biological process: regulation of DNA-templated transcription. Gene Ontology annotation, cellular component: nucleus.
GGGGGGGGGGGGGACACAGCGAAGAGAGGCAGUGUGGUUGGUGGUGGUGGUGGUUAGUAGUGCUGCCCAUGGUGGAUUGCAAAUACUACCUCGGUCAAGUUUGCUGAGCCAAGGGCCCGCACGCCCGCACGCCCGCCUUUAUAUCCCUUGAACACUGGGGGGAGUUUGGGUUUGGAAGAACGACGAAGAGGGGGUAGCAGGCGACUGUGGUGGUGGUGGUGGGGAGGAGGAGGAGGAGUGGAGGAUAAAGGGGGAGUGAAAUAAGAGAGAGAGAGAAAAAAAGCCACCCGAGCUGACACUCGGCGCGGCGCAGCGUGGGCGCACAGAGCACGCGAGAGCGGUGAACGACGGAGGCGGGCCACGAAGACGGACAGCGCGCAUCCACGUCCCGUAGCGUUUCAAGUCGGCGCUGUGUUCCUACGCCGGGGUGGGGGGGGGGCUUUUUAGCUAUCGACUGGCGGGCGGAGAAGCUUCUUUGUGCUCCUACCAAAGACAGGUUUCUUCACAUCACCAGCUGUAUACAGUGCAAUCGGGAGAGGAGGGGGGGUGGGAGAGACUGUGUGCGUGUAUCUGUCGGAUAACCUACAACAGCGCACGGCAGCCGUAGCCCCAAAGAGACGAGCGGGGGAACCCUUUUACUCUUAAUUUGCUACGAAGCUCUCGCAAAGCAAGCGGCAAGCGAGCCCCCGUCCACCACUCCGACUGCGCGGGCACAACAGGGGCGGAUCUCGCGCCACUUCAAUUCGCCCAGGUCGCGGUUUUAAAAAAAAAAUCAUUGCGGGGUUCCAAAUGAUGGACGAGCAAGGUCGACUCUUGCAGAGCCACAUCGGCGUAGGCAUGGGCGCCUUGUCGGGCGCCGUGGGCAUGGGUCACCCGCACAUGGGGCCUCCGGAUGGGGUGGACGGUGGAGGAGGCGGAGGCGGCAAACAGGACAUCGGCGACAUCCUGCAACAGAUCAUGACCAUCACGGACCAGAGCUUAGACGAAGCCCAAGCCAGGUGGUGCUCGAUUUAUCAACCCCGGAGCGAUGAUGAUGGGCUGAGUCGACCCGCGCGACCGAGAAAACACGCGCUCAACUGCCAUCGGAUGAAGCCCGCGUUGUUCAGCGUGCUGUGCGAAAUUAAAGAAAAGACAGUGCUCAGUAUCCGGGGGGCCCAGGACGACGAUCCACCGGACCCCCAGCUCAUGCGUCUGGACAACAUGCUGCUGGCCGAGGGGGUGGCAGGCCCCGAAAAGGGCGGGGGCUCGGCGGCGGCCGCGGCGGCCGCGGCGGUGGCCGGCGGCGCCAACGCCGACAACUCAGCGGAGCACUCGGACUACCGCGCCAAGCUCGCCCAGAUCCGGCAGAUCUACCACACGGAGCUGGAGAAGUACGAGCAGGUGAGGAUGGCGUGCAACGAGUUCACGACCCACGUGAUGAACCUGCUGCGGGAGCAGAGCCGCACGCGGCCCAUCUCGCCCAAGGAGAUCGAGCGCAUGGUGGGCAUCAUCCACCGCAAGUUCAGCUCCAUCCAGAUGCAGCUCAAGCAGAGCACGUGCGAGGCCGUCAUGAUCCUGCGCUCGCGGUUCCUCGACGCACGACGCAAGCGUCGCAACUUCAGCAAGCAGGCGACAGAGAUUCUCAACGAGUACUUCUACUCACACCUGAGCAACCCCUACCCCAGCGAGGAAGCCAAGGAGGAGCUGGCGAAAAAAUGCGGCAUCACUGUCUCGCAGGUGUCAAACUGGUUUGGGAACAAGCGGAUCCGCUACAAGAAAAACAUCGGUAAGUUCCAGGAGGAGGCGAACAUCUACGCGGCACGGACCGCCGUUUCGGCCACCAGCAGCGUGCACCACGGGAGCCAGGCCAACUCGCCCAACACCCCCACCUCCGCUGGCUCCUCUGGCUCGUUCUCCAUGCCAAACCCGAGCGAUAUGUUCCUGGGCAUCCCGGGUAUGAAUGGAGACUCGUACAGCUCGUCCGGGGUGACUCCCAACAUCCAGUCGCAGGUGGAUUCCCUGCGCCACGUCAUGAGCCAAUCGAGCGCCUAUGGGGACGGUAUGGCAGCCAAUCAGCUCUACAGCCCCCCGGCCAUGAGCGCUAACGGCGGCUGGCAGGACGCAACCACCCCUUCCUCCGUCACGUCUCCCACCGAGGGGCCGGGCAGCGUGCAUUCCGACACCUCCAACUGAUGCACUCGCCUCGCAACCCCCCAAACCCACCUCCCCCGCCUCGCCCCUUGGUCCCCCACGCCCCUCACCCCCCUGCUCCCCCCCUCCGCCCCUCCACGGCCCUGCCAGUGCGCACCACUGAGGAGCCCCCCCCUCCUCCGCUCCACCCCUCCCCUAUUUCUCGUGGUGCAUCUUUCAAGGUCAAAGGUCAACGUCUCCGUUGGAGCGUCUCUUCCCACACGCUCGAAUAACCGAGCGUUGUGGGCGGCGGCGGGGGGGAGGGGCGCCGCGUGUUCUCGUUGACGGCGCACGAGCCAGUGGGGAUAUUCCACAUUCCUAUGGUGGGGACCAAUCUCUCUCUGCAUAGGAUAACCACUUCUCGCAAUUUCGUCGCUAAUUUUAUCGACUCGGGAGAGGCGAUGGCCCAGGAUUGUAAGUCGCAACAUUUCGAUUGUCAGGCCCUCUCCACCGCACGAUACCGAAAUUCGAUUUUUAAAAUUUGUUGUUGCGGAACGUCUUCGCUUUGCGAGCAGCUAAAAAAAAACCCCCUCUUGGGUCUCGCCCAUUGGCCGAUUUGAACGUUUGUACUUGGCGUGGCCCUCCCCAUUAGGUCGACUCAGCCUAAAAUGAGAACCCGAUGCAGAGCGUGAGCGCGCUCUGCUCCCUCGCAGCAAUCCCAAGUAAGAGGCGUCUGCAAGCAGGGGAGGCGGGAUGAUGUAAAUGUCAUCGCACAUUUGUGCAAAUGUGAAGCUCAAAGCUGAUCGCUAUCAAGAUUACAAAUAAAGAAAUCACAAUUAUACAGUAAGGUAUAAUAUAUUCAAUAAUAGCCUAGACCGUGAAACCUCAAGGGCCCUCCCCCUCCACCCCCCGAACCAUCGUUCACUUAUUUUCAGAGUUAGGGCUCCCAGGUUUUGAGCGUCCCCCGCGAGAGGACUCGUUUGUAAAAUCUUCCUUUCGUCGAACCGAGUUGCGUUUUUCCAAAAUCCAUUUCUUCGUCUCGCUCGUCGGCGGGGAGAAGUCUCCAGCUCGUCUCUCUAGCCACGCCGGGAGGAUGGGGGGGGGGGGUGGGAAACGGCUGACUACGCCGGCGGAGCGCCGGAUAAAGGCCCGGCGGGGAUCGCUCGGCCCUCGGCAGAGCCAGCAGCGGCGGGAGGGGCUGAGGGAGAGCGACUUGUCGGGCUGACUGCGGAGCUCCGCAAAAAGUGUGCCAAUCUCACCGCACCCCCUGUCCCCCCCCCCCCUCAACGUGGGUCUGUUCCGAAUGGCGCCACGUUCAUUUCACCGUGACUUCACGUCGCGUCCGCUAUCAGAGGACAGGACGAAGGGAAGUUGCCGAAAAAGUUUUCAUCCGGCUCUCUCUGUCUGCAAAGUUGGGUCAUUUCCAAGCACGACGUUUUCGGUGAAAGUUAUCGCAAAAUGAACCGCGGGACUUCCACGCGGAGCGGUUAAAUUAGAACAAUCACACGGCUUGCGGAGAGUUUAACAUGCUUUGAAUAAAGUUAAAUAGGUGACACGCAAUGCGCUGCGGGAAGUCUUCUUGCAAGUGUGACGUCCACUAAGCCAGGUAGACGUAACGCAAUUUGGAUAACCGUUCAAACAGAUGCAAUAAAUUCGGCGAAUUAUCACAACUCCUCGUCGCACAUCCGCAUUGACGGGCAUGGAACCUCGUGCACUUAGCAAGAGGUGUUUUACGGCUACGAAAAUAAAGCUCUUGAGAGAGAGAGCGAGCGAGCGAGCGAGCCGGUGACGAAGCAUCGCGCUCCCGUGCCCGUCCGAACCGUCGCGCGGCAGCGACGCCGACGCUGCGUCCGUCGAUGAAAACAUCGGUCCUGUAAAACAUUCAAGCAACCGCACGCAAGCCAAAGCGGCUUUCAGAAGGCAGAGCGACUUGGCCGAGACGAGGAGUGAGAGGAAGUGGGGGGGGGGGGGGGAGGUGAAGGUGGAAGUGGGGGGGGGGGGGAGAGCUGUCCCUGGUACCUUAAGCGCAUUUCGUGAAUCUGCGGUUCCCCAAGUCCGUUUCCGACCGUCGCUCUUGACGGUCGGCGCGGGGCAGACCGUCCAAAACCGAGGCCGAGAAACACGAAGUGAAGGUCGAGGGGUGGUGUGUGGGGGGGGGGGGGGGGUGAACGUCUUGGCUCCAGGUUUGGUUGCCCGGUGGGUGGUUUCGCGCCGACGACGCUCAAGAUUCCGAUCGAUCAGAGCCGCGCCGACCUCCGGGUUCGGAAUGCGGAACGUCACGCGGGGCUCGAGGUGAACUCGUUUCCGAGUUAAACCGAUGGGGCGAUUCCCCCCCCUCCCCCCUCUUGGCCACGGCCGCGGGGGGAGGGGAUUUCCACCUCGGCGGAGAGGGACGAUGCCAACUCGUCACCGGUUAUAAAGAGCAUCUGCCCAGCUGCCUACGUGCGCCAUCAAGCCCGUGACCUCAAGCGUGGCGACGCUCGAGCAACUGUGCGUCGAAGCUCCUGGAAGUGAAUGGCGUGUUACUUGUACUCGGAUUGCUGACGUGUGUAGGUGAUAACUGUCGUCACAAUUACGUCCUGUGUCUGCACGUGCAUUCGUUUGUUAGGCAUGCACAACGGGUUUCGAUCUCAAAUGUAGUCGGAUACAUUGAGUGUCUUAGAGGAGUGUUGCCGUUACCUAAAGCUUCUGCUCUACUCGAAUGAGGAAGGAAGGGCUCAUUCCCUUUUUUUUU